Molecule: messenger RNA, 1419 nt
Organism: Fusarium oxysporum Fo47
Lineage: Eukaryota; Fungi; Ascomycota; Sordariomycetes; Hypocreales; Nectriaceae
Product: acyl transferase/acyl hydrolase/lysophospholipase
Exons: 2
Biological process (GO): arachidonate metabolic process
Cellular component (GO): membrane
Source: RefSeq, a predicted model, not a curated record
GGUAUCUGUAUUCUUACCUUAGCUCACAAAGGGUUACCAAUCUCCGAGGCAAUACAUCAUUUCCUACACCUAAGUACUUCAGUAUUUAGGAAACAAUCAUUCUGGAGACGUGCAAUGAACUUAUUACUUCAUGGGUCUAUUUACAGUAACAGUGCUAUUAAUAGGCCUUUAGAACAGCACUACGGCCAGAGUACACUAUCCGGUUACUCACCUGCUGUAUCUAGAGGGGUCAAGCUCUUUGUGACUGCAAAGGGAACACCAUGCAGAGAUUAUAUUAUUACUAACUUUUUAGCACCAGACAGUAACAAGGCUCACAACGACUACCAACAUGCACCACCAAAUGUAGCAAAUGGAGGUAUUCAAGUUUGGGAAGCGGCACGCGCAACAAGCGCCGCUCCAGUGAUGUUCACGCCUCAUACUAUUCCUGGUGUAGGGACGUUUCAGGACGGUGGACUCUGGCAGAAUAACCCUCUGGCAGUGGCUUUAUCCGAAGCUAGAGAAAUGUGGCCGUCAGCAAACGUACCUGAUGUUGCUCUGUCCAUUGGCACAGGCUUUCAUAAAAGGACUAGAAGCUCAAAUGCGGAUGAUACGGCAAGGAUAGCUAACGCAGAUCCUAGACGUACAGGGUCUGAUGGGAACGAAAUGGCCAAUACCAGUGAUUAUGUUAUUAUCAACAUUCUGUGGAAGAUCUGUUUCUUUGCUUCAAUUCUUCGACUCUUACUUUCUCUCAUGGAUAGCCCUGCUAUGGAUAGUGAUAAAUGCCAGCGGUAUAUAACCCGUCAUGGUCUUACAGAGCACCAAGCUCGUCAGCGCAUAUUUCGGGUCGACGUUGACUUUCCUGUAGAAUGUCCAAGGAUGGAUGACCUGAAGUCGAUGCAAGAUGUCAGGCAAGAGGCCAUCAAGCAGUUUUCCAGUAACUCAGAUAUUCAAAAUAUUGCCGAACUACUUAUUUCAAGUCUUUUUUUCCUUGAACUGACGGAGCGUCCUUGUCGCCAUGAAAGCUAUAUCAGCUUUCAGGGCCGCAUUCUUUGUGACGUUGGCCCAGGACUGCAGCUUCAACGGCUUUUGUCAGUUCUCGUGGACCACAGGUCUGUGUUUGAAGUUUGCGGGCGCUUAUUUCCGCUUACUGGGAUGAUCAAUAAUGAGGCAGCGACAAUGGAGUUUGAGCUUCACGUUAACGGGACUGUGACGGAAUUCACAAGUCGGUUCACAAUAUCACUUAUUCAAUCACAACCAUCAGGGAAAGUCAGUCGUCCUAUUAGUAGAUCGCCUAUGGACUUAAAAGGGGUCAUGGCGAUUCAAGGAUGGGACUGUCCCUUUAUAGAACGGCCAGUAACAAUAAGAAAAAGAAAAAGGGGACAUGACUUCUCUGGGCGUAAAGGCCUCAAGCCUACAGGAUAUAAGAGAUUGCGAAUAUAG